Molecule: messenger RNA, 5834 nt
Organism: Amoebophrya sp. A120
Lineage: Eukaryota; Dinophyceae; Syndiniales; Amoebophryaceae
Source: the annotation of a GenBank genome assembly
CGUGAUUUUUGGAACGUUAACUAAGUUAAUACGAGAUGCCAGAUGCUGGGAAAAUUUUUUCGAUUACUACUUAGAAAAAUGAGAUCUUGAAGAUCUGCACCAUGAUCCGCGCCUUUGGGUUGUCCGGGGACGAGCUCGCCCUCCCCGCGGCGCAAACCAAGGACGUUUGCUACGCGACGACGGACGUGGUCGACUGUCGGAAGCUGCGACUGGCCCUGUUCCGUCUCUGGCGGGCGGAGCGCCUGCUUGACCGUCUUUCCUUCCACUCGUGGCGGAUGCUUUUGCUGUGGAACGACGAGCUACUGGAGGACAACUUUUGCGGGCUGCGGAAGACCGACUUGCUGAGCUUCAACUGCGGGCGGCUGAAAUUUCUUCUCACGGAGUUUCCGGUGCAGGACUUUGAAUGGAUCGGCAACUUUCAGCGCUGGCUGGCGGAGAAGAAUCCUGGGGAAUGCCGGCUCGAAAUGGGCUCGACCGACGGCGCGGUGGCGGCUUUCAAAGCGCUGAAGAAGAUUUCGUGUGGAAGCAGGACCAGGAGUAGCAACCACAACCAGGAAGAUGCUGACGAUGAUCCUGCUCAGAAACCACGCGAUGUAGGUGACCAGUUGCAGAUACGACAUGAUCGAGGGAAAGAGGCAGUAGUGUGUGAGACUGAGGAACAGCCGUCGGCAGAUCAUCAGGAUGGGUCCGCAGAACAACGCACGUCUGACGAUUCUUCCGCAUCUAGUACAGGGGGUGCAGUUGCAGAAGUCUCCGCCACCGCCACAGACGGAGUAGGAGCAGCGGAAAGUGAUGUUGCUUCUGGUGUUGCUGCACGACCUCCACCUCCACCAGCUUCGAGUAAAGGUCAAGCAGCCUCGGCACCCCCGCCCAGCAGCUCUGCACCGUCACAAGAACUCGACUGGAAGUAUUUGCGAGACGAGGCGUCCCUCGUGGUGACGCAGGCGAAGUUUCGCCAAAUGCCCAGAGACGAGGUCUUGAAGGUUGUCCCCUGGCUCAGCCAGAACAGUUGUCUCGAAACGCUCCAUUUCGAAAAAUGUGACCUGCAAGGAGGGGAUGCGGGGAAGCUUGCGCAGGCGUGUUUUGCGGUAAACUGUUCCCUCGAGCAAGAGUUUGAUCUGUCCGACGUGCUCGCUGCCGUGCCGCAGCAAGGUCCUGGGGAAGCGGCGUGCUCUAGUAGUUCGAGCUCUGCUCCUUCUACUUUCGACGUCGUUGAAGAAAAGCGUCCCCCAACAUCUGCUUCCGGGGCAAGCGUCGACCUUGAUCGUGUCCGCACGGGGCGUCUUCAGCAGCAGCGUCUAGACCCUGCGCAGAUUGUUCCGCGCCUUCGGGACGCUCUGAAGACGCUCGGUUUGCGAACUUCCGCUGUCGAGGUAGAGAGCGAAGUAGACCAAGCUUCAUCAGCCUUGGCUGGUGUCUCUUCGGUGGACGACCUAACCUCCCUCGCUGAUGUUGAAAGUGACAUCACAACUAGUAGUGCAACUCCUGCUGCUCCGAUUGCAUCUAGUAGAACAAGCACAACCCCAACAGUUUCUUCAUCUUCAUCGAGGACUCCAACCGACAAAGAGAAGGGAACCACACACCAUCAAACGAGCGCCGCGUCCGCGUCGAGCAACAGUACUAAGAGAAGUGUAUCAAGUACAACAAGUCCACCCAGCAAAAAAGACAAAAGUAGCAGGCCGACAGCGGCAGUGAAUAAAGCGACCACGACGGGGAACAAGAGCUGUUCCAAAGUACUGGAGGACCACGCAGGGCAAAAAGACAAGCCGCAGGUCCUCGAGAAGACAACAUGCGGGGCUGUGCAGGUAAGCCUGAAUGUGAAAGAGGUGGACCUUUUCGGCGAUAUCGAGACCUCCACCAGUGCGGGCUCUGAGCCCGCAACCAGCUCGGAUUCGCAGCAUACUGGCGGGUCAACUAGCACAGGUGCAGCAUCAACUUCUAGCACGACAAAGGACGAAGGGAUUCUGAGCACUGAAAUACGGCAAAUCCUUCGCGCCCCGCGGCCUGCUCAGCUGCAGUUACAUCACCUCUCCCUGGCCCACAACCCGCUGUUGUCUCGCGACCUGAACGCCUUCAAGUUACUGAUCGAGGGGAUAAAGGCCAAUAUCUCGCUUUUGUCCCUCGAUUUGCGGUCCUGCGGAAUUCAGUCGACCAGCUUCACAACGGCCAGUGAUCCCGCCAGCCUGCGGAACGGCGACAGCUGCGCGCAGUUGGCGGAGCUACUGAAGACGAACCACAGCCUGCAACUGCUGGAUUUGUCCAACAACGAGCUCUGGUGUGCGGGCGUCGUCACCCUGACCAAGGGGUUGGAGCAAAAUCGGGGGCUGACCGAAUUGCGCCUGAAUUGCAACGAAAUCGCGGAUCUCGGUUGUCGUGUACUGUUCGAACGCGUGUUCUGUCCCAAGCAGGUGGUCGUCACGGGGGAAAGGAGCAGUAGUAGUACGACGACUGGCACGGCAGCAGCUUCCUGUUUCUCUUCAAGCACCUCCUCCUCGCCAUUCAGGAACAACAGCUCCAGAUUCGCAGUACCACCAUUGCCUCAGAGCGGCGGGGCAACUAGCUCUGUGUCCAUAACUUCUCCGGCAGCAUCGUCCUCGUUAUCCGGAGCAGGUGGAGUGGCCGCGGGCUCUGCUUUCGCAGCGAACCGAACUAUAGCUCCGGCUGGGUGGACGUCCCUCGGUGGUGGAUCAACAUCGUCCGCCACCUCCACCACGAGCAGCGCACAAAAUAAACCCGGCGGUGGAUUCUCGACAGCGACCGAAAACUACCUGCAACAGCAACGGCUGUUUGUCGAAACGGUGCACUUCGCUCAUCCGCGUCUGCGCCGUCUGGAGCUGCGACACAACAACAUCAGUGACGCGUUUCCGAUUGGUGAGGCGCUCUCCAAGCAGUGGCUUGCGAGAAAGACAAACUCGCUGAAGAGCUUUCGCGCUGGUUCUGCUUGGGACGAUUUUGAUUUCGUAGAGGACGUAGGCGCGUUUGCCAGCAAAAUGACGAGCAGUCCGUCACGGGGCAGUGCAAGCCGCCGCAUGACCGUCGGUACGCCCAACAGGACCAGCAGGCAACAUGCGGCGUCCCCCCUGUUGCAGGCCAGCAGCGAAGACCGGGCUAUUUGUACCACGCCCGGUGCUGGGGAAAAUAAGUCGGACUUAGCAGACGGCAGUUCGUGGUCUAACAGGCGCCCAAAAAGUCGAAGCUCUAGCAGCAAUUCCGAUUCAUCCUCGCGAGGGGGACUGUUGCAAGGACGCGGGCUCUCCACCGCGGCUGCGACGUCACAAUCUUUUUUUUCCCCCUCGGCCGAUGGACAUAGUAAAACGGCAGAACGAGACGGGCAAGAAGUUGAUAGUACAAAAACUUCGGCUGCAGGAGGGUGGAGACCGCAUGCUUCCUCUGCAUCUACUACUUCAUCAGACAUUCGGCAGCGGAAAUUUCGUUGGAAAGCAAAGACCACGGGUCAGAGUUGCGAGGACUUUUUGCUUGGCUUGUCCCAUUCUCCCGCGUCCGUCUUGGAGCAUUUGGAUCUGGAGGGGAACGCCAUCGAGGCGUUGCCCGAAACGUUCUUCGACCACCAUCUUUUUGGAUUGGUUUCCCUGAACCUGGCGAAGAACCUCCUCGAGCCGUACACGCUGAACGCGUUGGGAAAGUGCUUUAUGGAGAUGAUGACCGACCCGACGAGGACCGAGGUGCUGCAAACACUGGAUCUGACCAACUGCCACCAGAGUUCGUUUCCCGACCCCGUGCUGACCGUGCUGUGCCAGUCGCUGCAGCGCGACCGCGGGCUCCACACCUUGAUUCUGUCCGGGAACUUUGUGACGCCGCAAAACAUUCCGCAGAACUAUUGUAGCGGGCCGGCGAAAGCAGACGACGAGAGCAGCGACGGGAGUGGUGCUGGGUGUGACGUCGGCGACUGGCUAGAAUUCGACGACGAGCUUGACCGGCACGUCCUGAACUCCCUGACGCAGAGGCGACUGCGGACCAUCCGGCCGGACGGUCGCGUUCUUUUCGAACCACACCGACAAAUACCGGAAAGAACGCAGCUCAUGUCUGGCGCGCUCAUGUCUGGCGGUGGUGGGACAACCUCGACGUCCGCGUCGAAAUUAACAAGUUCCUCGUCGAGCUUGUUCAACAGCAAUUAUGGAGGGAGUGCUGUGAGCGCCGGCAGAGCGACUUCGUCUUCGCCACAUAAACGCGGUAGUCCAGGCGGCGGGGGUUCUACUGCUUCUACUUCCUUACUUUCCCCUCUCGUGGCUGCGGGCGCCAAUCAGACGAAGUGGCAGCCGAGUCGUGCGGUCGGCGGAAUGAUGGACCACCACCAUCAGAGCCCUGCGACAACCCGACCGGUCAUGGACUACACGGGGCCGCGCGCAACUGUUUUUGCCCUGCGCGAAGCGCUCAUCUACAGUCGCACGCUGCGCAUCCUCGAGCUGAGGAGCUGUCGCCUGCGGAGUCGCGACGUCGCGAUCGUGUGUGCGGGCUUGCGGGUGAACCCCUUCAUCACCACCGUGGAUCUCGCGUACAACAAGUUUGGGCGGCACGGCGCGCAAGCGGUCGCGGGGGUCAUGGAAAAGUCGCAAAAGGCGCUGGUCAAACUCGAUUUGUCGGGGAACACCAAGAUGGGAAGCAAAGGACUGCAGGCCAUCAGCGACGCCAUGCGGAACAAGAACAAAUUCCUCGAGGUCUUGCUGCUGAGCGACUGCAAUCUGGGGAACGCCGGGGCGGAGUUGCUCGGGCGGGUUUUGCAGGUGAACGAGAAAUUGCGGGAACUGUACCUGGCCGGGAACGAAAUUUCCGCCGUGCCUGUGCUGGCGGACGCACUGCGCUACAACAACAUCUCUUUGAAGAAGUUGGAUUUAUCGCGGAAUCAACUCAAGUGCGAGGGUAUUCGGGACUUGGCGGGCGCGUUGGGCGGCGUAGGAAAAGACUUCUUCAACACUUCUUCUCCGGGCAAGGGCGGUGGUGCUGCGAGGACGAAGGGCGUGUCAAAGUCUUCAGGCAGUCGAGGAACCCUCGUUGGACCGCGAGAUGAAUCUUCUGUCGUAGGCACUGCAGUGGCUGGCGAAAGCAAGAAAUUGGUGCAACACGACCAUGCUGCAGCAUCGUUUCAACCAGAUGCCCCGUCACCAGCGGCGGCCGAAGAUGUUGUCAACGAUGUCGCUGCAGCACCACCUCAAACGAGCGAUGUACCAACGACUAGUUCAGACGUAGCAGCAGGCGAAGACGCGACUGGCAGUAGCACGCUUGGUGUCUCUACUCAACUUCAACAUCCAUCGGAACAAGCAAAUAUGGCACCACCAGGGCCGUCUGAGGAGGUUGUAGAGCAGCCUCAGGAGCCGACGGGGAAUGCCGGCACCACUGGUACAACUAGCGCUGAGGUGGGCGAGAUGAAGAUGUUGACUGGCAAGGAUUUAUUCGUCUCGCCCCCAGACGAUCAAGAUCAAAACGACAUCAACAUCAUCAGCGAAAACGAGGCUACUUUCGAAAUGGACCAGGAGUUUCUGCCCGAAGUGCCGCUCUCCUCCGGCGAUUGCUUGUGGGUCGAGGCCGCUCCGUGUUGUCGCGUCACGCAUUUGUGGCUGGGUAAAAAUGGUAUUCGAGACGACGGAGCGUCAGUCUUGGCACAGUGUCUCUCCUCUGACUUCGUGCAGUCCGUUUCCCUCGAGGUUUUAGGCCUGAGCGACAACAACAUCGCGAACGAUGGGGCGGUAGCCUUCGCGUCCCGACUCGAGCACGCGAAGGGGCUACGCACACUGGAUCUGUCGGGGAACGAAUACUUCGGUCCCGAAGUCAUCCACGACCUGACUAAUCACGAGCUGCAGUGUCGAGUCAUUUUGUAG